AUGCAGUUUUUCAAGAAAUCAUGGUACCUUCUGUUCAUGCUCCUUGCGCUCGGAGUUAAGAGCACCCUUGGAGCGUUUGGUGUGGCUCCUCCAAUUGGAGCCAAGUACGAGAAAAGCGUUGGAAUUCCUGUCCUCGGGAAACAAGUCUUCUCCCUGCAAAUCCUCAGUGACAGCACGGCUCAUCUUGUGGUUCGAGGGAUGUUGAUUCUUGAUGAAAUUGUCCCCUACAAAGUGACCUCAAGGGGCCGCCUGAAUUGUAGCCUGAGUGACAAAGCUCUGCAGUGUCUGCGAAAGGUACGGGCAUCACUUCAAGAAGUUGGAUAUGAUAGUGUCACAGAUACCCCCUAUGUCAAGGUCAGGACACCACUCCCUGCUGCUGUAAAGAUUCAUCUGAAGCGACAAAAUGCUGCGGAAGUCUCCGAUGAAGAAAAAAUUCUUAACAUCAAAGAGGAAGCCUUCUCCUCUUGCUAG
Seminavis robusta is the source of this 471-nucleotide messenger RNA. NCBI's taxonomy places the organism in Eukaryota, Bacillariophyta, Bacillariophyceae, Naviculales, Naviculaceae. The record is from the annotation of a GenBank genome assembly.